AAAUUGUGUCCGUUCUUGAGAUCACUUUAGUCUUUAUAGCUAUAUAUAGAAACCACCCAUAGAUAGCUAUCCCUCUCAUAAACAAAUUGAUAGUUAAGAUUUUCUGCAACAAAAAUAUGGCUUCCAACAAGGUAGUGUUCUCAGUGUUGCUUCUCGCCGUCGUCUCCGUGCUCGCGGCGACGGCGACCAUGGCGGAGUACCACCACCAAGACCAGGUGGUCUACACCCCGGGCCCGCUCUGUCAGCCAGGAAUGGGCUACCCGAUGUACCCGCUCCCGCGUUGCCGGGCGUUGGUGAAGCGCCAGUGCGUCGGCCGUGGCACGGCCGCCGCCGCCGAGCAGGUCCGGCGAGACUGCUGCCGGCAGCUCGCCGCCGUCGACGACAGCUGGUGCAGGUGCGAGGCGAUCAGCCACAUGCUGGGAGGCAUCUACAGGGAGCUCGGCGCCCCCGAUGUCGGGCACCCCAUGUCCGAGGUGUUCCGCGGCUGCCGGAGAGGGGACUUGGAGCGCGCGGCGGCGAGCCUCCCGGCGUUCUGCAACGUGGACAUCCCCAACGGCGGAGGUGGUGUCUGCUACUGGCUGGCGAGAUCUGGCUACUAGCUAGGCUACUGUAGCUAGCUGUGCAUGUAUGUGGUGUGGUUACUAAAAUAAUUAGUGUUUUCCUUUUGUUUGGAAGCAUAUGUGUGGUGAAUAAAUGAUGAACUCCGAUGUUCCUCUCUAUAAAUCUUGAUGAUUCGCUAGCUA
This is a messenger RNA of Oryza sativa Japonica Group (Japanese rice), 743 nucleotides long. NCBI's taxonomy places the organism in Eukaryota, Viridiplantae, Streptophyta, Magnoliopsida, Poales, Poaceae. The record is from RefSeq and is a predicted model, not a curated record.